ACUUCUGGUGCUUCCCCCCUUAUCCGGCCAUCCCCUCCGGAACCUCCCCGCCGCAUUUCGUCCCCAUGGUGGCGCCCUCCUCCCUCUCGCCGUCGGUCCCCGCGCACCCGCUCGCCCCCGUCCACCACCCCCGCUUUCUCCGUCCCACGCAUCCCGCCAGGAAGCCCAUCUCCCGGUCCCUCGCCGUCCGCUGCGCCGCCACAGCCGAGGCGGGGCGCCCGGGCCCCCCGCCGCUCCCGCCGCCGAGGCUGGUCCGCUGCCCGGCUCUCGACCGCCAGGCGGCGCGCGCCAGCCGCCUCCGCUUCGCGCGCAAGCUCCUCACCCUCCUCCUCUCCAAGCCGCGCCAUUUCCUCCCGCUCCGCGUGCUCGGCCGCUGCCGCCGCUUCCUCGGCCUCCCGCGCCGCGGCCGCCCGCUCAUCCCCAUGGUCCUCCGCUACCCGACCCUCUUCCGUCUCUUCCAGGCGCCCACCUCGCUCCCGCUCUCACCGUCCCUCUCCACCCUCGCCGUCGGGCUCACCCCCGCCGCCGAGGCGCUCGCCGCCGACCUCACCGCGCUCCGCGCCACAAGCGCCGGAGCGGACGUGCUCGCGGACAAGCUCCACCGGAUCCUCCUCAUGACCCCGCGCCGGAGCAUUCCGGUGAACAGGCUCGCCCACAUCGCCCCCGACCUCGGCCUCGCCAUGGACUUCCGCGCCACGCUCUGUCCCCGCCACCCCGACCUCUUUGCCCUCGUGCACACCUCAUAUGGCCAUGCGCUCCAGCUCGCAGACCCUCCGCCGCCACCUCCACUGCCGCUCCCGCAUCUUCGCCGUGCUUCCACACCCGACCGCCUCAUUGACCGGCCACGAAGAUUUCCCCACCUCCCGCUCCGCCGGGGACUCAACCUCCGCCGCGCGCACCGGGACUACCUGUUGCGAUUCCAUAGCCUUCCUGAGAUAUCCCCGUUCGAGCCUCUUGAUGAGGGCACCAGUCUUGAGACGUUGGAGCGGCGGGCCUGCGCUGUGGUGAGGGAGGUGCUGGCGAUGACAGUGGAGAAGCGGACACUGGUGGACAACCUCACGCACUUCAGGAAAGACUUUGGGUUGCCAAACCGGCUGCGUGCUUUGCUGGUGCGACAUCCGGAGAUGUUCUACGUCAGUGUGAAGGGGGUGCGACACUCGGUGUUCCUUGUGGAGGCAUUUGAUGAUGAUGGGAGGCUUCUAGUGGAGGAUGAGAUGCUGGUUGGGAGGGAUAGGCUGGAGGAGCUUGUACGGGAGGGAAAGCGGAUGAGACGUGCUAGGAAGAAAGGCGUUCUCACGUUUGAUAGUGACAGUGAUGAGGAUGAAGAUGAAAAACAGGUGGAAGAUGAGGGUUUGUUAGAUGUGGAUGAUGAGUUUGGGGACUUGUUUGAGGAUGGUAUCAUUGGGGACGAUUGGGAGCAGGUGGGCAAUGGCAGUGGAAUUGAGGGGAAUGAAGAACACGACACUGAAUCAGAUGCGAUGGAGGAGUUUUGGAUGAAAAAAGCUGUGGAAGAAGGGUUAGUUGACAGUAGAAAUGAGCACGAUGUUUGGUGAGGUAUAUCAAAUCCUGAGGGUUUACUCAGGAUGCUAAUGAGGACCCAAAUUUGCUCCUCAUCAUGUGUUAACUAGAAGAAGUAGCAACUAGCCUGGUACCAUGGACCUCCUGUUCCCAUGUUCUUUGCAUCACUGGGAUGGUGUCAUUGGGGAUAAUUGGGAGGUGAUGGAAUUGAGGCAGACGAUUAGUAUGAUGCUGAAUUGGAUGUGAUGGAUAAGUUUUGGGUCAAGAAAGCUAUGGCUCAAGGACUGGUUGAUUAUGGCAAUGAGCAGGAUGUUUGGUGAGGUGUAUCAGCUUGCGACACUGCUCAAUAUGUUAACAUGGACUGAGAAUUUGUGAAAUAUGCCUUCUCAGAAAUGUAGAUAAACCUGAAGAAGCAUCAGUACAUAACUUGGUACCUUGGACCUCUUUGUCCCAUUUUCUGCCUGUUGCUAGGUGCUGUAUGUUGCAUGUACCGUUAUCUCGGAAGCUCAGAUGCUAACUUCGGCCUGUAUACAUUGGUGCUUUGUGAAUAUGAAGAUGCAAAUGCUAUUUUUGGUCUAUAUAUGUUAGCAAUCAGUGAGGAUAGCAUGGACAGGGUUCAGAUGUGAGUUUUGGAGUAUGGGAACUAACAUCUGCACCAUUUCCUUUCAUAGGUUGGUUUAUAGCAGAUCUUGAAUUUUUUAUGAUAUCUGUAUGGUGUUUUACGGUUAUUAGCGUCCUCCAAACGGAUGCUUGGAUGAAGGAUUUUGUUCUCGCGGUAACCCAUUUAAGACAACGCAUGGGUUUAUGUCUUCGUAGAAACAUGGACCCUGGUAACAUGUCAAGAAAUUCUGAAGAUCCUUUUUGGCACGGCAUUAUUUCUGCAAACAA
Molecule: messenger RNA, 2406 nt
Organism: Panicum virgatum (switchgrass)
Lineage: Eukaryota; Viridiplantae; Streptophyta; Magnoliopsida; Poales; Poaceae
Product: protein WHAT'S THIS FACTOR 1, chloroplastic
Exons: 4
Coding region: 66-1553 (495 amino acids)
Molecular function (GO): RNA binding
Source: RefSeq, a predicted model, not a curated record